GGGGGAGGGGAGCAAAGGCUCUCGGACCGUAAAAGGCUUCCGCUACUGGGAUACGCCGAGACGUCAGUCGAGCAUAAGACAUCGUCCAAGGAAGGCCGCAACCAGUCAUGUCGAAGCGUGGAAAGAGUGACUCGACCAAGAGGCGCGCCCAGAGGGCCACCUCCAACGUUUUCGCCAUGUUUGAGCAGAACCAAAUAGCCGAGUUCAAAGAGGCGUUCCAGAUGAUCGACUCAAACAAGGACGGCUUCCUGGAUAAGAACGACCUCCGAGCCACGUGGGACUCUCUCGGGAGAAUCAUUCCGGAUAAGGACCUGGACGGCAUGGUGGCGGAAGCCACAGGCCCCAUCAACUUCACCAUGUUCCUCACCAUCUUCGGAGAGCGAGUUCAUGGCACCGACCCAGAGGACGUGAUCCGCAACGCUUUCAAAACCUUCGACAAGACUGGGGACGGAAGAGUGAGCGAAAAAGAACUGAAGAGAGCUCUCAUCACGUGGGGAGACAAGUUUCAAGAAUCGGAGGUGGACGAGGUCUUGAAAGAAGUCCCCAUCGACCGGGACGGCUACAUCAACAUCGACUCGUACGUGAAGCUCAUCUGCGGUGGCACCGACGACGAAGAAUAAAAACGCAUCUUUUUAAUCGUCGCCGAUCCAAAAAAACGUAUCCCUAUUAAAAAGUACAAUCUCUA
Messenger RNA from Ornithodoros turicata, 685 nucleotides. Its product is annotated as myosin regulatory light polypeptide 9-like. Bases 108 to 620 code for a protein of 170 amino acids. The transcript is spliced from 7 exons. Gene Ontology annotation, biological process: locomotion; post-embryonic development. The record is from RefSeq and is a predicted model, not a curated record. Gene Ontology annotation, cellular component: myosin II complex; cytoplasm. Gene Ontology annotation, molecular function: myosin heavy chain binding; calcium ion binding. Lineage: Eukaryota; Metazoa; Arthropoda; Arachnida; Ixodida; Argasidae.